Molecule: messenger RNA, 375 nt
Organism: Acanthoscelides obtectus
Lineage: Eukaryota; Metazoa; Arthropoda; Insecta; Coleoptera; Chrysomelidae
Source: the annotation of a GenBank genome assembly
AUGCUUUCUGAAUGUGAGAGUGACCCAUUUGCCACCAGUGAUGAUAGCAAUGACAUGGACUAUAUACCAACAUUAAGGAAAAACUCAACUCACAGUAGAGAUCCAGAUAAUAUCGAAAACUCAUCAGAACAUGAUAAAAAUGAGCCGAUGAAAACCAAGAAAAACACACAGAAGAGACAGAGGAAUCCGGGUGCAUGGAGAAGAAAUGAAAUAAAUAAGCUGCGGAAUCUUGGCGAGAAGUAUAUAGACUGGAGAGGAAACUUCCGUCCAAAAAGGCAACCAAAACCUCCUUGUACUAACUGCAGACAAAAGUGCAGCGAAAAGUUCACAGAAGAAGAGAGGAAACAGAUAUUGGCAACUGGGGGACGUCAAUAG